UUUUUUUGCCUAAUUUCAGUCGAAAUCGUUUGUUUAGUCGGGAAAUAUUUUUUAAAAAUAAUUUUAAAAUUGAAUUAAUUCAACUGUUAAUAUCACUUUUCACAAAUUAGUAGUUAUUAAAACAAAAAACAUUCUUUUUUUUACUUUAGAAUUGAGAAUUUGAAAUAAAAAAUUAAUUAUUUAUUAUUAAAUUAGCUAAAUAAAUAUGAAAAUGAAUAAAACAUCCAGUGCCAAUAAUAGUAACAGUGGGACUAUGGAUUUGGCGGAAAUAGAGAAAGUCAUUUUUAAUGGCUUGGGAAAAGCUCUGCAAGAAAAUUACAUUAAUAAAAGCGAAAUAAAAGUAAAAUUCGAGUUUGAAGAUGAAAUGAGGACAAUAUUAUGGUCCCAGCCGAUAAAAUUUGAUCAAUUAUUGUCCAAAGUGGAAAAAUUAUUCAGACCAAAUGUAUUGAUGAGGAUUUUUGUCUCAAAGGACCACCAGGUGUUUCAAGUCUUGAAAAGUCAAAAGGAUCUCGAUGACGCCUUAAAAUUAUUAAAGUGGGGAGGCAGCACCAAUCCCUGCCUCCACAUCCAGGUUGUGCCCUGCUCGGAGUACUCUACGUAUGAGGGCACUCCGCCCCCAGCCAUUAUAAAUAUUUUCUCGCAGCCGACAGAACAAAAUCCCAAAGUAACAAUCAAUAGUUUUGCUUCCAGUUCUAAUAUCUCCAGUUCGCCAAAGAUGACCAUAGAUAGCCGAGCUUUUCAGCUAAGCAAGCAGAUGCCAGGGCUGGACAGUCGCUCUCCACCGAGCUCCUGCCAAUCACUGUCGUUGAGGAAAACCAUCGCGUACGAUCUUCAAACAUCCGAGAAGUCAUUCAGCUACCCCAAUUCCAAAAAUAAAAGUUGAUGAAAAGUUGGAAGCGUGGCCGUCUGCUGGGGUCAGGGUCAUUUGGACAGGUCUUCCUGUGCUGUGAUAUGGAGACUGGUAAGGAGUAUGCCAUGAAGCAGGUUCAUAUCUUCAGCAAGAACUCACAGCAUUGCUCGAGGGUUUUGAGCGCCCUGAGGGAGGAGAUAAACAUUCUGAAGGAAGGAGUGAAGCACCCCCACAUCGUUCAGUACUUCGGCUGUCAGGACGACGGUGUCGUCUUCUCAAUUCUCAUGGAAUACAUGCCCGGGGGUUCAGUUAAAGAUCAGAUCAAGCAGUACGGCCCGCUGACAGAGCGGAAUACGAUCAGCUACACAAAGCAAGUCCUCUUAGGUCUGGAGUACUUACAUAAAAAGUCUAUAGUACAUCGAGACGUGAAAGGAGCCAACAUUCUUCGAGAUAAUGAAGGCAACGUGAAGUUGAGUGAUUUCGGUGCAUCUAAGAGACUCCAGACGAUCUCCAACUCCAUCAUGCAGACUCAAACUGGUACCAUCUACUACAUGUCGCCGGAACUGUUAGAUGGCAACGGUUAUGGCAGAAAAACUGACAUCUGGAGUCUGGGGUGCUCGGUGGUCGAGAUGUUGACCGGGCACCCCCCCUGGCACCAACUCGAAAACUUCGCCGCCAUCUUUAAAAUCGUCACUUCCGACGAGCCGGGCUACAGUCUUCCUGAUUCGGUAAGCAAACAGGCGCGAGACUUCGUGAGUGAAUGUUUCACGAGAUCAUUGGAACGUAGACCGACCUCAUCACAGCUCCUCUACCAUUCGUUUGUCACGAGGGCACAGUUUGAAUUUGAUGGCACGUAGUUUCUCUGAAGGGUUUUGAUACUUUUGGUGGGGCAGCUGAUUAUGAUGUUGAAGAAGAUGAAGGAGUUGAUGGUGGUGGUGAUGAAGAAGUAGAAGAUGGCGAUGAAGAAGAAGAUGAUGAUGAAGAAGAAGAUGACGAUGAAGAAGAAGAAGAUGAUGGUGAUGAAGAAGACGACGACUAUGAAGAAGAAGAUGAUGAUGAUGGUGAAAGACCAGACCGUUAUCUUUCAAUUUAUUUAUUACCUUCAUUUGAAAUGCACACUUACUACAGCAUACACAUUCGCGCACACACACACGCGCACACACGCACGCGCACACACACGCACGCACGCGCACAAACAUACAAAUGAUGUAUAUAUGCCUUGUAACUUAUUUCCACUAACAAACGUUUAAACUUUACUUAUAUACAUAUGAAUAUGUAUUACUAAUAAAUAAAUAGUAAUCAAAACGAUGUUCUCAUCGUUACUGUAACGAUUGUAAAGUAUUUACACACAUAUGAAUACAGACACAUACACACACGCACACACACUCACACAAACAGACAGCAUACACCCGCAUAAAGUUUUUUGAUUAUAAGCUGAUUAUUUUACUACAUUUUUUUUCCACGUUGUGAUACAAUAUCAUUGCAGCGCUUUUUUUCAAAAUUUUGGGGAAAUUUAACGUUUUUAUUUUUAAAAGUUACUUUUUUUGGUAAAGUUUAUCACAACUAUUAAUUAAAUUUUAUUAAAUAAUAUUAUUAUAAUGGGUUGAUAUUUAUGAUCGGUGUGGCUGCUUCUGUAGCUUAAUCAAUCGGUCAAUCAAUCGAUCAAUCAAUCAACCAAUCGAUCAAUCAAUCAUUUUUAUAUCGUAUCGUAUGUUGUGCCUUUAAUAAGAUGUUCGCGGAAUGAUUUUUAAAUUAUUCUAGAAAAUAGCUUACCUACUUGCCAAACUUAAAUAUAUAAGUAUAAAUAAACAAGUAUAUAUAUAAUUAUAUAUUUAUAUAUAAUUUAUAUAAUUAUAAGUAUAAUAUAUAAUUUUCACUGUAUAUGUUUGUACACAUACAUAUUUAUAAUGUAAAUAUAGUGGACGCUAUUGAUUAUGGAUACAAUUGACUGAUUUUGUAGCUUUUAUUAUUAUUAUUAUUAUAUUAUUAUUAUUUUUAUUAAUAAUAUUAUUAUUAUAUGUGAUCGUACGUAUGAUUGGAAUCAUUCAAAUUGACCCAUCAUUAAACUCCAGUUUACGAUCCAAUCACUGAUCAGUGUACCACAGUACCAUAUUAAGUAGUAACUUAUUUGUAAUCUAGUAACAUCACUAUUAUACAAACAUAUUGUGCAUAGUAUAGUACACACACGCACGCACGCACACACACACACACAAAGACACACACAUACUCACAUACACACGCACACACACAUGUACAUGUGUUUAUGCGUUUUUCUAAAGGUAAGUACUUUUUGAGUAAUUCAGGGUUGUAGAUUACUUCUUUAGUAGUUUUUAGAAUGCUGUUUUUAUAAUAUUCUGAUUAUAUAUUGUGUGUGUGCGCUAAUGUAUAUAUCUGUGUAUUUAUGUGUAUUUGUUUGUGUAACGUCCUACCUCGGGAGAACUGGGUCUCUGGACGAUGAUUGAUUGAUUGAUUUAUGUGUUUUUGGAUUUUCUUGAUUGCAAUUCCAUUGAUGUAUAUGUAUAUGAUUACAUGUUUGUGUGUGUGUGGUGUGUCUGUUUGUGUGCUUGUAUGUGUGGGCGUGUGCAUGUGUGAAUGUUUUUUUUUUGCAUUACGAGUUUAUAUUUUUAAAGCAAAAAUAUUUUUACUGCAUCAAAAUAUUUUUUUAUUUUGUGUAUCCACUUGAUUAUUCGAAAGACCUGUGUGUGUUUGUGUGUGUGUGCGUUUUCUGUGUGUGUGUCUGUGUGUUUUUGAAUAUGUAUAUUUUUCUAUAUUCACUACUUGAACAUACGCAGUUGAAUUCUUUGUUCUUUUAUUAAAACAAAAAAAAAUCAAUAUUAUUGCUGUCA
This is a messenger RNA of Helobdella robusta, 3696 nucleotides long. RefSeq lists its product as hypothetical. Bases 883 to 1707 code for a protein of 274 amino acids. The record is from RefSeq and is a predicted model, not a curated record. The transcript has 18 exons. Gene Ontology annotation, molecular function: ATP binding; protein kinase activity. NCBI's taxonomy places the organism in Eukaryota, Metazoa, Annelida, Clitellata, Rhynchobdellida, Glossiphoniidae. Gene Ontology annotation, biological process: protein phosphorylation.